This is a messenger RNA of Dermatophagoides farinae (American house dust mite), 3607 nucleotides long. RefSeq lists its product as uncharacterized. Gene Ontology annotation, biological process: regulation of translation; ubiquitin-dependent protein catabolic process. Gene Ontology annotation, molecular function: cysteine-type deubiquitinase activity; mRNA binding. Lineage: Eukaryota; Metazoa; Arthropoda; Arachnida; Sarcoptiformes; Pyroglyphidae. The record is from RefSeq and is a predicted model, not a curated record.
CACUUUGCUGGCCCAAUUUUCUUGAUUUUUCCAUUUUGAUUGUAUUUGUGAGUGUGUGUAUCCGUGUGUGUGUUUCCAACUAUCCAAUUUUCGGAACGAAUAAAUAUUUUCGGCAAAAACAUUGUGAAAUGAGUGAGUUUGUGCGAUGAUGAUGAUGAUGAUGAUGGUGAUAGUCCAGAUCCACGAAUCAUCAUCAUUUCAUAAACAUUAACAAUUGACGGCACGAUAUCCAAAGUCCAGAAAAAAAAGUUGACUAUCUAUUUAUCUAUCUAUCUAUCUAUCUGUUUACGUUGGUUUUUGUUUUGUUGGCCAUUUUUAAUUACAAUCACAUGUAUUAUUUAUUCGCGUUAUACAUACCAUGAUGGUGUGCGGUACGGUGUGUGUGUUGUAAUGUAUAAUUCACCGAAAAAUUUGAAAUGGAAAAAGAUUGCCAGUUUCCUCAUCAUCAUCAACAGAAAGAAUAAAUGAAAGUUUCAAGUGUUUGGCUCUCACUCAAUAAUAAUCUCAUGUUCUAAAUAUUCUCGAUGGUCACGCGGAAUUCUGUGGAAUCGUUAUAGAUUCUCUGAUUCUCAUUUUUUUGUUGUUUAUGUUUGUGAUUAAAAAAAAAACAAAGUCAAAAUAGAAAUGGUUAGUAACAAUCGUUAUCGAUGUCCACAUAAUAAUGAUAAUGAUAAUGGAAAUGGAGAUGACGGUGGCGGAAACCAUUUUGAUCCAAUUGGUAACAAUGAUAAUGAUGAUGAUGAUGAAAACAGUGAAAGACGAAGACGACAACGACAAUAUUCAAAUCGUAGUGGUAUAAUAAUAAAUGAUUCAAAUACCUAUAACCAUAAUAGUGGUAGUAGCAUUAAUAAUGUUGAUGGUGGAAUGAAAUUACGUUCAAAUAGAAUUAUUGGAACAAUCAUGACGACAGUUGUAUGCGGCGGUUCACCAUCAAAAACAACAACCGGUGAUGAUGUUGAAAAUUUCCAGAAUCAAGAUUCUUCUUUUUCUUUGAAAUCAGACCAGAAUGGAAUGAAAUUAUUAUUAUUUGAGGAUUCCAUCAUUAAUGCAAAUAAUUCAUCGACAUCUGAUACGUUCAAAUCGAUAAAUAAUAAUCGUGAUUCAAAAAUCAUCAUUGCCAAUAAUGUUAAAACAACUUUAGGUGAUAAAAGAAAAAUUCCUACUCGACAACAACCAAAAACACCAUCUACGAUUCACAUACCAAGACAACAACAACGACGUUCGAGUGAUGAUGAUCAAGUGAUAAAAGCCAAAUCCCAAAACCAAUUUUCUAAUGAAUCCACCAUUAAUCAAACGAAUCAACGAAACAAACGAUCAUCAUCAUCGACAACAACCACCAAUAAACAACAAACGCAAGAUAAUAAUUUUGCUCAAAAACGUCGCCGAUUAAGACGUCCAAUUUGGAAUACAAAUUCUACGAAAAAAUCCACAUCAUCAUUAUCGGAUGUUAGCUAUUUCGAACAACAAAAACAACAGAAAAAAAUAGUGACCACCACCACUACCGAAGAAGAAGACAUUGAUAAUCAUAGUAUACGUUCAUCAAGUCCAAUGAAUAUUUGUCAAUCAUCAUCCAAUGAUUCAGAUAGUGGUUGUAUGAGUAGUAGUUAUGGUGAAUCAAUACAAUCACCAUCGACAACACCACAACAAUCGAUUGUUGUUAAAUCAUCAAUGGAAUCAUCACAAUCAAUCAACGGUUCUAAUGAUAACAAUGGUGAUAAUUGUGGAACAUUAUCAUCAUCAACAACCACAUCAUCAUCAUUAUCCGUAGCAAUACGAACACCACCAUCAACAUAUGAUCCAAAUGGUUUUGGUGUCAUUGAAGAUCAACCUGAACAAAAUGUUCAUGAAUGUCGUGAACAAGAUGAUGAGCCAAAUAAAAUUUUUGUUGGUGGUCUACCAUGGGAUACAACUGAAUAUGAUCUUGAAUAUUACUUUAGUCAUUUUGGUAAAGUCACCGAGAUCAAUAUCAAAUAUGAUCCAAUGUCAUGUUUAACACGUGGUUUUUGUUUCGUAACAUUUCAAUCUGAAGAAACUGUCCGCACUAUACUCCGGAAACCUGUUCAUAUAAUUAAAGGCAAAAUAAUUGAAUUAAAACGUGCUAAAUAUAGACCAAUUUGUAAAAAAGUAUUUGUUGGUGGCCUGGAUCCAUUGAUCACUGAACAAGAUAUUAAAACAUAUUUCUCACAAUAUGGAACGGUAAUUGCCAUAGAAUCACCUAAAGAUAAAAUACGUAAUCGAAAACGUGAAUUCUGUUUCAUUGUUUUCGAUAGUGAAACAGCUGUCGAUCGUGCCUGUUAUUAUCCACGACAAUACAUUAUCAAUAGGAUUUGUGAUGUAAAAAAAGCACAACCACAACCCAUUUGUUAUCAACAAAAACGUAUGGCUGCCACUGCCGGUUUAGAUCAAACGCUCAGUACAGCUCAUUUGAAUAAAAUUCUACUAAGUGAUGGUGGAAAAACGGCAGCAGUUGCUGCUAAUAUCGCAACAGUCGCACCAGAUAACAGUGCCACCAGUUCAUUACCACCCGAUACUCUAAAUCCGGUAUUGACACCAUUGGGAACCAUUCUUUAUUAUCAACCUUUGAAUUCUGCCCGUAUUACGACAACGGCUACACCUACGUCUAGCCUCAGCCCUCGUAUAAUGCCAAUAGUGGCUACCAGACCACCACCACAGGCAACAGGAACAACGAUACCCUUUGUGCCAUAUCCGGCUACAGGAAUCUAUUCUCCACAAGCUUUGUAUGCUUCUAUGGCUUCCUCGGUUACAAAUGGUUAUACUCAUAAUUUAAUUACCGGCGCCGCCAAUGCUACAGCAGUUACAACGGCUAAUCAAACAUCAAAUCCAUUAGUUGAACCAUCAAGUGUAGCUGAUUAUUACCUGAAUUAUUAUGCUCAAACAGCAGCCUAUUAUGCCCAACAACAACAACAACAACAACAGACUAUUAAUGAAUCAAUGUCCAGAUCGGUUGCACCGAAUCCAUCAACAAUGGCCAUCAUAUCAUCAUCUCGUUCAUCAUCAUCAAGUACAUCAUCGACAACUGAAUCAUCAUCGGAAUCAAAUAAUAUUCUUUCAUAUAAAUCAUGCCUUAAUACGAAUCCAAUCAUUGGCAAGCCUUCAUCAUUAGCAGCAUAUUCAUUUGCACAUCCACCAAGAAUGACUUCUUCUUAUUCACACCAUCAUCAUACAUUUAUCUAUGAUACAGAGGGUACAACAACUUCCUCUAAUACACCGACGAAUAAUUGAUCAAAUUGACAUUCAUAAAUUCAUUAAAAAUCCAUGCAAAAAUAUACAUGUGAUCUCAUCUCAUCUCAUUAAUCAAUCGGCCCUUAUACGACGAUAAUUCUUUAGUCAUUUUCAUACACACUCACACGCACACACCAAGAAUAAACAGAAUACACGUGCACAAUUUUUUCUUUUGAGUGAUUCCAUUAUUAUAUAUUGAUUUGUUGUUUUUAUUGAUUAUUGUUAUAUGAUAAUCGACAUUUUUCAACAAUUUUCAUUGUUUAUGUCAUUAAUCACAAUUUUUUCUCAAAAAAAUAAUAAAAGCUAUUGUUCCACACACGCUGCUUGUGAGUGUGUGUGUUUGAUCGAUAAAUAAAAAUCUGAA